Scatophagus argus is the source of this 6385-nucleotide messenger RNA. RefSeq names its product phospholipid phosphatase-related protein type 3-like. The record is from RefSeq and is a predicted model, not a curated record. Bases 1143 to 3779 code for a protein of 878 amino acids. The transcript has 9 exons. Gene Ontology annotation, molecular function: phosphatidate phosphatase activity. Gene Ontology annotation, biological process: phospholipid dephosphorylation; phospholipid metabolic process; signal transduction. Lineage: Eukaryota; Metazoa; Chordata; Actinopteri; Scatophagidae.
UGCAGGGCAAUUAAACGGUGCGUGUGCGCGUGUCCUCGAGCUCGAGCAGUGGUCAGACGGCUGCCACACCCUUUUAGAGUAAGGCACAACAAAGGCACACACACAUCAGAGCCAUCAGUCCUGGUAAGAUAAAGAAGUUGAGGGUCAGUCAAACGAAUCUGGUUGUAUUCAGAGGAGCUCGAGGCGUAUCUGAUGGUGAGCCUAAUAUUGUAAUUACACUGAGAUUGGUUCUUGCUUCUAGAUGAGAGGUUAUCUCCCAAACCGCCCACAUUUACGCACACAUGCGCAGGCAGUGUUUGCUGCGCGCGCGCACACACACACACACAUACAUACACACGCGCUCAUGCGCUUUCCGAAAUCUACCCCUUUGUCUCGGUCGCCUCACGGCGGUAGCCCCGACACCGGAAUUCAGCAAGGAAAGGAAGAGAGAAGUGUGUAUGUGUUGACCAGACUGUCUCCUCCCCCACCAUAAAGCGCACACACCACACUCUCUCUCCUCCCCUGUUCACCCCCUCCUCCUCCACAGCCCUGUUCGGCCCCCAUGCCUUUGUGUGUGUGUGUGUGUGUGUGUGUGCGCUCUAUGUGAAGCUGACUGCGUACCCGAAAACCGUGAGACGGAUGCCUUGCAUAAAAAAAUAAGCUUUUUUGGAAUUUCAUAUUCAUCCGGGUUACACAUUCAGUGGAAAUAAGGAAAAACCUGCAGGUGUGAGAAAAGGGGAGGAACCGGCUGGACGCACGUGAAGCUCUCACUUAUCCAAAGCCAGGAAACAGAAAGGAGAGGAACGCAAGUGCCGCAAAUUGGACUUUCCACCAUCAGCAGCCCUCCUCUCUCUCCUCUUCUGUCUCUCGCCAUCCCUGCUCCUCCUCUGUAGGUCUCCCCACUUACUCCCAUCCAACCUAAUUCUCCCAGUCUGCUUCGCUGGUCCCAGAAUAGCCUCAUACCGGAGCGCUUUCUUCAACAGUAGCGGGGGGCGGGUUGGAAUUUCGGGGUGACUCGGGAGACGCCGGAGAUGGAUUAAAAGGGAGUCUGCAUCGCAAAACUGGAGCAGCACGCGCGACCACGCCGGGGGGGAAGGGGGCGACGGGAUUCUGUGAAUUCACGGAGCCCCCGGGACAGAGGCUGUGACUGGUCCCAACCCAAGAUGACAUCCCCAAAAAACAAAACCAAGAAGAAACCACCCAAAGACAGCAUGACGUUGCUGCCUUGCUUUUAUUUUGUAGAGCUCCCCAUCGUUUUGUCCUCUUUGGUGUCCCUGUACUUCCUGGAGCUGACAGAUGUGUUGUCCCCCGCAAUGGUGGGCUUCCGUUGCAAUGACCGUGACCUCUCCAUGCCCUACGUGGAGACGGGUGAUGAGCUCAUCCCUCUGCUGAUGCUGCUGAGUUUGGCCUUCGCUGGCCCUGCAGCAUCUAUCAUGUUGGGGGAGGGCCUGAUGUACUGCAUGCAAUCCAAACUGAAGACAUGUCCCAAGUCAGAGAGCAGCAUCAACGCUGGAGGCUGCAGCUUCAACUCCUUCCUACGCAGAACCGUGCGCUUCGUCGGUGUUCAUGUGUUUGGUCUCCUGGCAACAGCCCUAGUGACAGAUGUCAUCCAGUUAGCUACUGGUUACCACGCCCCUUUCUUCCUCACCGUCUGCCAGCCCAAUUACACGGCCCCGGGUGUGUCAUGUGACAACAACGCCUACAUCACACGGGACAUCUGCAUGGGGAAAGACCAGUAUGCCAUCAUGUCUGCUAGGAAAACCUUUCCAUCCCAGCAUGCAACGCUCUCUGGCUUCGCUGCUGUCUAUAUCUCCAUGUAUUUCAAUGCCAGCAUCAGCAGCACGACCAAGCUGCUGAAGCCGUUGUUGGUGUUUGCUUUCUGCAUGGCGGCGGGCCUCGCCGGGCUGACGCAGAUAACUCAGCACCGCAGUCACCCAAUAGACGUUUACGUGGGAUACCUCAUAGGAGCCGGCAUUGGCGUCUACCUGGCCGUGUACGCAGUGGGAAACUUCAAAGCAUCAGAAGAAGAUGCCCACUCUGUACAGAGACUGACCCCAGCUCAGCAGAAGGAUGGCCUGAGGGUGUUGAGUCAGCGGAGUCAUGACUCCCUGUACAGGAAGGCUCCCAGGGUGUCUGAGAGCAGAGAGGAGCUCGGAGCCGGGUUGGGUUCGGGGGCUCGCAGCAAGGUGAGGAGGGAGAAGGCAUCCCUGGCCUCCCUCAAACGAGCAAGUGCUGAUGUGGAGCUCCUGGCAACUCGGGGCCCCAUGGGCAAGGAAACCAUGGUGACCUUCAGCAACACCUUGCCCCGAGUCGCAAACGGAAACAGCCCCAUCUCCCCCUCGGAUGAGCCGGCCACCACGCAACGUCACAUGACCUUCCACGUGCCCUUUGACCCCCAGAGGUCUCGGCAGCUGGUGUCAGAGUGGAAGCAGCGCUCGCUGGAGCUCCGCAGCCAGAGCUCACGAGACGAAGAGGAGGAAACGGACAGGAGGGACGGAGAUGAGGGAGGAGCAGCAGAGGGAGGAGACCAUGAGACGCCUUCGUCUCUUUAUCCCACAGUGCAAGCUAACAAGGGCACUGCCACACCGGCUGCAGCCAGGAUGGUGGUGGCACCCCCACUUGUUCACAUCCCCGAGGAGGCCUCUCGGCCGCCUCCCGUUUCUCCCAAGAGUGCCAAGACUCGCGCCAAGUGGCUGUCGCUCACCGAGGGAGGAGGAGUGAAAGAGCCGGGAAAAGGUCCCAUUGAGGUGUCGACCCCCCGCGUGCCCAACACGCAGCCCAACCAGCCGCCCAGCCAGCAUAGAGUCACUCAGGUGAUAGCCAUGUCUAAGCAGCAGGGCCAUGGACCCGUCACUUCAUCCACUAAGACAUCAGAAGGCGGUUCUUCCUCCGGCGGUGGGUCCAACUGCUCUGAGUCGCCUUACUACCGGAUCCCAUCUGAUCGAGACAGCUGCACUGGGAGCAAUCCAGGGAGCAUCGCAGGAAGUGGGAGCAUCGUCACAAUCGACGCUCAUGCCCCUCACCACCCGGUGGUGCGUGUGUCUGCCAGUAACGGCAAGCCGUGGGAGUGGAGGAACACCAUCAGUGGUAACAUGAUGACCGCCGACGCUUCAGGGGAAAAACACCGCGCUGCUCUGCACAGACAGGACAAUGUCAGUCAGUACCGGGAUUACCGGACGCUCCCAGUGAAAACGGACUCGCUCUGCUCCUCCUCGGCCAGUGGCAGUGCUGAAGGAGCAGAGCUGCCUCCCCCACCUCUCCCCACCUCCUCAUCCCCUCUGCCUCCCCCUCCUCAGCUGUCAUCAUCCCCUCUACCGCCACCGCCGCCUCACUCCUCUUCUUCCCCAAUGCCUCCCCCUCCACAACCCAGUUCCUCACCAAUGCCUCCGCCGCUCCCUCCCCCUGUCUCCACUCACAUGCCUCCCCCACCUCACCUGUCCUCUCAGAUGUCCCCACCACCCCUCCCAUCAUCCUCUCACAUGCCCCCACCUCCACACCCAUCCUCCUGUCACAUGCCCCCACCGCCACACCCAUCCUCCUGUCACAUGCCCCCACCUCCACACCCAUCCUCUUCACCUUUGCCACCGCCACCUCACCCCUCAACCUCCAUGCCUCUGCCUCCUCACCCGUCCUGCUCCAGCAUGCUCCCCCCUCCUCCCCAUCCUGACUUACUGAUGGACAGCCACAGUCAGGUUCUGUCCCACUCCUCCACCCUGCCUCGUCGGCCCUCUGUAUCCGCUCGCAGCCAUGCCGAGCAGGAGCAUUACUACAAGGCCAUGCAGAAUGAGAGGAUGUUAUAGUAAAGGGGAACGACAGCUGAUAUCAUUGUCAUACCAGUGAUUGUAUUUCAGAAGACUCAGCUGAAAAAGACAAAGCAGGUUGUGACAGGUGAAUAGGAGAUUUAUGAAAAAUUCUAAAAAGAUAAGCAGUUUCAGUCAAAAUGCUGGAAACAAAGAGUCAGUAGGGGUGGAGGAACACUGGGAGGUCUGGCAGCUCACACACACUCAACAGGGGAUCUGGUUUUUCCCUCACAUGUAACUGGCUACAGUGUCGGCUAAAGAGCCCUGACUGAGAAAAGAACAGACAAGGGAAGAAAGGGGAGUUAAAGAGAGCCGGGUGAAGAAUUAAAAACCCUGAGUUUAGCUCUGGUUUCAGCAAGCACAUCCUCCCUGUUUCUUUAUGAUGCAUUCAAGGAAGGAGGAAUGGAAGAGGCUGCAGCUGAAAGAGAUAUCACAAUGAACGGUCUGGGAUUUGUUAAGUCAAGCUUCCCUUGAGAGGGUGGAUAAGACUGAGAAAACAAAACAACUACAGGCAAUACUAGCUCUCCUUAAACUAGCGCAGCUGUUUGAAGUUGCCAGCCAUUACAUACAGAGACUUUGCCAUUGUAACACUCGUGCUUGAAAGUACCCAAAAGCUAUGAAUAAAAAAAAAGAAGGCAGUAAGUUCAACUACACCUUCAAGAGUAUUAGCUACACCCCACAAAAGCCUGAGAGUCAUUUUACCCCCUCUGAAUAAACAAACAAAAUGGGGAAUUUUAUGCUUGAUGCCAAGCAAAUCUGUCAGCAUCCACCAGAGACAGUCGGCUUAUGGUCCGUUUCUUCUGGAUGUGGUUUGAGAAGGAGGAGGAGGAGGAGGCGUGGGCAUAAGGAAGAUCGGUCGGGCACCACAUACGGACGUCACUGAAUGGAUUACUGGUGUAAACAUGAGAGGCGGUGGAAUGAAAAGACAAUUGUUCCUAAAGUGAAGAGGAUGGCUGGGCAACACAGCCACAGCGAGUCAGGCAGCCAGUCUGUCUUUGCAAAAACCUGCCGCGGAGCCUGAAGCAGCACUAAGGAGAUUAACGUUUGUUUAUCAAACCGUCUUAGACACUCUUCCCUCCGCAGCACUUCACAUUUGGGCCUCUGGCAAAACACAUUGGGGACGGGAAUGUUAGCACAAAGCUGCCCAGCCAGCAGCGCAGCCCGCCAUCUUGACCAACAUGCGCCUUGGCUCAAGCAGGUGCUGGUUGGAUGAGGCUAACUGGCCUGUGUUGCUAGCAGUCUCUUUAUACCUGUUGGCAUUUUAAAAGUUUUGGUACCACUUUCUAACUAUGCUUACUUUGUAUUGGGUUUUAUAAGUUGUUACUUUACUAAAUACCACUUAUUUAUGCUUAAUAUAUCAGUGAUAAGCCAUGUUUAAGAGCACCUUUUGUGUUGCCACCUUGUAAAACAUUUUUCAUUUAACAUUUUAGGAGGAGCUCUGUAGGAGGACUAAAUAAUGUUUACAGUAUUAACAAUCCUCAGUAAUCCAUCUUUCCAUCUAUCCAUUAUCUUCUAAGUGUUUAUGCCCUGCAGGGUCACAAGAGAUCGCCAGUCUAUCAAAGAGCUGUCUAGCACGCCUUGAAGUAUGCCUUAUUAGAAAGUGAUACCAAAAUUUUUUGCCAACCAACACCAUGAGAGCCUCGCAAAACUUUUAAAAAACGAUAACAGAAGAACCUCAGCUCGCGGUCCACUUGGCUCUCUAGCGCUACAGCCUUUGAGCUGCAUCACGCAGUCCUCAUCAUAAGAUGUCGUUCGCUCAGCUGCCGCGGGACUGUUGACAUUCACACAAAUUAUGGGCAAACUACGUCUGCCGAUGAAGGCCAAGUGAGCUGUUACACCUGCAGUGAGAUGAGGUUUGUCACUUGUAAUUUCGAGAAUGAGCUGCAUUUAGCUUUUGAAAUUUUUAGAUGAAACCAUAAAUGAUUAAUCUUAGAUGUAAUUAUUAAUCGAUAAUGAAAAUAAUCAGUCGUUGCAGCCCCAACAAACAUUUGAAUUUGACAUCUCCGAGCUGAGAGGCAGAGUGUGUUCAUCCUGCUCACCUCUGCCUCUGCCUGUAUUUAUGCUAUGUUGUAUAAAGUUGUUAACUGUUAUCUAUCAUUUCAUACAGCCAAGUUUUUUUUCUAUCAGAAGGUAUAAACAAGUGCUUUAUUUUAGAUGACUCUUUGAUCACCCUGUGAAGAAAGAUACAGACUCACAAACACAUAGAUGAAAAAUUUAUUCAGUGCACCGCAACAUCUGAAGGGUGCUUGAACUAGAUUUUGUGAAGUUGUUCAAGACAGGGGCGGAUUAAAUGGAACAAGUUGUAUUUCGUAGUGGAGCUGGUAGAUGAUUUUGCUCGUCGGUUUGUGCUGCAUGCGUAUACGAGCGUGUUUUUUUUUUUUGUCUUUACUUUGACAGACAGACGUACAGCAUUCUUGAGCGCUGGUGUUCAUCGUACUUCUUUGCCCCAUUCUGACUGUAAAAAGACUUGAUAUUACCUAAUAUUAUUAAUACUAUUCUUAUUAUUCCAUAGUCCUCUUUUAUGGGCUGAUGUUUUCUAUCUGUGGUGAUGUGUGUUAUUAAAAACCUGAUUGAAUAAAAAAAAAACAAAAAAGAAGACUUAUUAA